This is a messenger RNA of Budorcas taxicolor (takin), 1671 nucleotides long. It is a transcript of the gene SOX9, whose product is annotated as SRY-box transcription factor 9. The coding region runs from base 106 to 1671 and encodes 521 amino acids. Gene Ontology annotation, molecular function: DNA-binding transcription factor activity, RNA polymerase II-specific; RNA polymerase II cis-regulatory region sequence-specific DNA binding. The transcript has 3 exons. Lineage: Eukaryota; Metazoa; Chordata; Mammalia; Artiodactyla; Bovidae. The record is from RefSeq and is a predicted model, not a curated record. Gene Ontology annotation, cellular component: nucleus. Gene Ontology annotation, biological process: oligodendrocyte differentiation; heart development; chondrocyte differentiation.
UCCGCGCCCGGGCCGCCGAGGGGAGAGGAGCCCGCGCCUCGAGUGCCCGAGCCGCCGCGGCUCCUCGCCUUUCCCGGCCACCCGCCCCCUGCCCCGGGCCUGCGUAUGAAUCUCCUGGACCCCUUCGUGAAGAUGACCGACGAGCAGGAGAAGGGCCUGUCCGCCGCCCCCAGCCCCACCAUGUCCGAGGACUCGGCGGGCUCGCCCUGCCCUUCGGGCUCCGGCUCCGACACGGAGAACACGCGGCCCCAGGAGAACACGUUCCCCAAGGGCGAGCCGGACCUGAAGAAGGAGAGCGAGGAGGACAAGUUCCCCGUCUGCAUCCGCGAGGCCGUCAGCCAGGUGCUCAAGGGCUACGACUGGACGCUGGUGCCCAUGCCGGUGCGCGUCAACGGCUCGAGCAAGAACAAGCCGCACGUCAAGCGGCCCAUGAACGCCUUCAUGGUGUGGGCGCAGGCGGCGCGCAGGAAGCUGGCCGACCAGUACCCGCACCUGCACAACGCCGAGCUCAGCAAGACGCUGGGCAAGCUCUGGAGACUGCUGAACGAGAGCGAAAAGCGGCCGUUCGUGGAGGAGGCGGAACGGCUGCGCGUGCAGCACAAGAAGGACCACCCGGACUACAAGUACCAGCCGCGCCGGAGGAAGUCGGUGAAGAACGGCCAGGCCGAGGCCGAGGAGGCCCCGGAGCAGACGCACAUCUCGCCCAACGCCAUCUUCAAGGCGCUGCAGGCCGACUCCCCGCACUCCUCCUCCGGCAUGAGCGAGGUGCACUCCCCCGGCGAGCACUCGGGGCAAUCCCAGGGUCCGCCGACGCCCCCCACCACCCCCAAAACCGACGUGCAGCCGGGCAAGGCCGACCUGAAGCGCGAGGGGCGCCCCCUGCCAGAGGGGGGCCGGCAGCCCCCCAUCGACUUCCGCGACGUGGACAUCGGCGAGCUGAGCAGCGACGUCAUCUCCAACAUGGAGACCUUCGACGUCCACGAGUUCGACCAGUACCUGCCGCCCAACGGGCACCCGGGGGUGCCGGCCACGCACGGCCAGGUCACCUACACGGGCAGCUACGGCGUGAGCAGCACGGCGGCCAGCCCGGCGGGCGCAGGCCACGUGUGGAUGUCCAAGCAGCAGGCGCCGCCGCCGCCGCCCCCGCAGCAGCCGCCGCCGCCCCCGCCGCAGCCGGCCCCGCCGCAGGCGCCCCCGCAGCCGGCCCCGCCGCAGGCCGCCCCGCCGCAGGCCGCCCCGCCGCAGGCGCCCCCGCAGCCGCCGCCGCCGCCGCCGGCGCACGCGCUGGGCGCGCUGGGCAGCGAGCCGGGCCCCGCGCAGCGAACGCACAUCAAGACCGAGCAGCUGAGCCCGAGCCACUACAGCGAGCCGCAGCAGCACUCGCCGCAGCAGAUCGCCUACAGCCCCUUCAGCCUCCCGCACUACGGCCCCUCCUACCCGCCCAUCACGCGCGCGCAGUACGACUACAGCGACCCCCAGAACUCGGGCGCCUACUACAGCCACGCGGCCGGCCAGGGCUCCGGCCUCUACUCCACCUUCAGCUACAUGAGCCCGGCGCAGCGGCCCAUGUACACGCCCAUCGCCGACACCUCGGGGGUGCCCUCCAUCCCGCAGACCCACAGCCCGCAGCACUGGGAACAGCCGGUCUACACACAGCUCACCAGACCCUGA